AGCCGGGGCGCGCGAGGGAGAGCAAAGCCGUUGAGGGGAAGGGGGGCGGCUGCUUCUAGGUCUCCCUCUCAGGAGCCCCCGCCGAACCCAACCUCGCAGCGACGCCCGUUUCACUCUCUGAGCCCUGCCCGCGGCCUCCGCGGGGCGCUCGGGACAAGAGGCAGCCGCGGCGCCCCGGAUGGAGCCGGAUGCCGACCCUCACCUCGCAAGGAAAAAUAAAGCCGGGCCUCACCUCCCUGUUCGCGGAGAGGAGGAAAGGAAGAGCGCCGUACGUCACCACGGUCUUGAACCCCGUGCGGAGUGACGCCAGCGCGUUCCGUGGGUGGGGCGUCGAGGCGCCGGGAGGCGAGAGCAAUCGUCUCCGAGCCCAAACGGCAGGAGGGAAGGGGAAGACCUGUGAAAGCAAUCGGCACAAACAGUUGAGAGCAUCAAGCUCAUUGCCAGAGGAACAGAAGGGACUCUUGCAAAAUGGACCUGAUUUGCAAGACUUUAUGUCUGGAGAACUUUCAGACAAAACAAAGUGGGCAGACUAUAAAGGCGAAUUAAAGCGUCAGAAAGGAGAAAGGCUGCGACUUCCUCCAUGGCUGAAAACGGAGAUUCCAAUUGGAAAAAAUUAUAACAAAUUGAAGAAUUCGUUGAGAAAUUUAAAUCUCCACACGGUGUGUGAGGAAGCACGAUGUCCAAACAUCGGAGAGUGCUGGGGAGGGGGCAAAUAUGCUACUGCUACAGCGACUAUAAUGCUGAUGGGGGACACUUGUACAAGAGGCUGUCUCUUUUGCUCAGUGAAGACAGCAAGAAGUCCCCCUCCAUUAGAUCCCGAAGAGCCAUAUAACACAGCGAAAGCAAUUGCUGAAUGGGGGCUGGAUUAUGUUGUAUUGACCUCUGUGGACAGAGAUGAUGUUUCAGAUGGUGGAGCAGCACACUUUGCAAAGACCGUAUCGCACUUAAAAGAAAGGAAUCCCAAAAUUCUCGUGGAAUGUUUAACUCCUGAUUUCAGAGGUGACCUGAAAGCGGUGGAGACAGUUGCUCUGUCAGGGCUCGAUGUCUAUGCUCACAAUGUGGAAACAGUUCCAGAAUUGCAGAGAAAAGUUCGGGAUCCUCGGGCUAACUUCGACCAGUCCCUCAGUGUUUUGAAGCACGCCAAGAAAGUUCAGCCUGAUGUAAUUUCCAAAACAUCCAUCAUGCUUGGUCUUGGUGAAACAGAUGAACAAAUAUACAACACAUUGAAAUUAUUACGUGAGGCUGACGUAGACUGUUUGACCUUGGGACAAUACAUGCAACCCACAAAGCGCCAUUUAAAGGUCGAAGAAUAUAUUACUCCUGAGAAAUUUAAACAUUGGGAAAACGUAGGAAAUGAUCUUGGGUUUCAUUACACUGCGAGUGGGCCUCUUGUGCGUUCCUCCUACAAAGCAGGCGAAUUUUUCUUGAAGAAUUUGGUACAGAAGAGGAAGAAGAAAGACAUCUGAAAUGUAAAAAGUUCACAGGGAGAACUCUGCAACUCUAAUGGAUUCCAGAUGGCAGCAUCACAAAUAAAGGAAGAACAUUCAAGAUGCUUUUGUUUAUUGUUGUUGCCCCUGCAAGCAUUUAAACUUAGCCAUGAAUUAUUCAGGUUGUUUCUGAACUGCUAUCUUCUACUGUAGUUUAAAAAAUGUUAAUAUGUAUUAUAUGGCUUACAGUGCAAUCCUAUACAUAUACAUUCAAAAUUAAGUUCCAAGGGAUUUGUUGGUCUUCUUUCUAAGUAAGUAGUAAAGAUCUGCCUUAGAAAACCUCUUGCUUUCUAACGUAUGGAGGAAUAACUGCACCAUGAGAUAUACCCAUUGGGAAAAUUAAGAGAGUUACGGUAGAUGCAUAUUUUAAAUAUCUUGCAGAUAAUACCAGUAAUAAACAGCUGAACACAG
This is a messenger RNA of Podarcis raffonei (Aeolian wall lizard), 1898 nucleotides long. It is a transcript of the gene LIAS, whose product is annotated as lipoic acid synthetase. Gene Ontology annotation, molecular function: lipoate synthase activity; 4 iron, 4 sulfur cluster binding. The transcript is spliced from 11 exons. Gene Ontology annotation, biological process: lipoate biosynthetic process. The record is from RefSeq and is a predicted model, not a curated record. NCBI's taxonomy places the organism in Eukaryota, Metazoa, Chordata, Lepidosauria, Squamata, Lacertidae. The coding region runs from base 189 to 1466 and encodes 425 amino acids. Gene Ontology annotation, cellular component: mitochondrion.